AGAGAGAGAGAGAGAGAGAGAGAAAUAUUCCACCCACCCAACAAGGAGACAUACUCAUAAACAGCAAGCAGACCGAGUGAGAGUCAGAAGGACAGAGGAUCUCAGGGCAGCAGCAGUUCAAACAGCGAGGCAGACAGAAACAGAGUUUCAUUGAGAGAAGAUGGUUUAUUAAAGGAGAAGGAAAAGUUUAACAGACACACUCUCGCACACUAAUAAACACAGAGCGUGCCACCCAGACAGAGACGCAGCUAAUUCCAAGAAAUACCAGCAUUAGUAAGAGAGGAAUAGGGACACAUAUACUGUUCUUUCUCCCUACCAUCACACACACUCACACACACACACUGGUGCUGAGUGUGUGUGCUGCCCAGCGUCAGAAGCAGGGUUGUUCAAUCCCAGCAAGUGGAACUUCUGGGAGGAAGGAGCGAGCGAGUGGAUGGAUGCCUUCUGCAGACUCAGUGGUCUGGACCCUCUGUGGGACUGGAAUCGAACAUGGUACACGGCCAACCCGGACCUGACUCAGUGUUUCCAGAACACGGUGCUGGUGUGGGUUCCCUGUAUCUACCUGUGGUUUCUGGCUCCUUUCUACUGCCUCCACCUCUACUGCCAUGACCGUGGACGGAUUCAGAUGUCCUGCCUCUGCUCCUCUAAGAUGGUGUUGGGCUUCCUGCUGGCCUCCUUCGGCUUCGUGGAGUUCUUCUAUAUUCUGCUGGAGAGGAGCGAGGAGAUCCACCAGCACAUGGUCUUCCUACUGAGCCCCAUCAUACGCAGCAUCACUGUGAUUCUGGCCUUAUGCAUCAUCCAGUUGGAAAGAAUACGAGGCUGCCGCUCCUCAGUGUUCCUCUUCCUGUUCUGGGUCUUGGCUGUCGUCUGCUCCCUGGUGCCUCUCCGAGCGAAGAUCCAGCUGGCCAUGGACGAGGGCAUUGCCUCAGACAUUGUACGAUACCUCGCCUUCUUCUCCUACUUCACAAUCCAGCUGGCCCAGCUCUUCCUGUGCUGUUUUGCUGACCAGCCUCCAGUGGGAAAAACCGUCUUGGAAAAGAAUCCCUGUCCCGUGAAAGAUGCUUCUUUCCUGUCAAAGAUCCUCUUCUGGUGGUUCACUGGGCUUGUUGUGAAGGGCUAUCGUAACCCACUGGCAGCAGAAGACCUGUGGACCCUGAGGCAGGAAGACACGUCACACAAGAUCAUGUCUGAGCUCGAUCAGGACUGGGCAGCGGAAUGUGCCAAACUUCAGAAGCAGGAGAAGGCUUUGGCGUCGGGUGCGGCGCUGGGGGGCAGACUGCCAGACCAGGCCCAGCUCCUCAGGAAGCUGCAGAAGGAGCAGAGCUCCGGCUUCUUCCUGCUCAGGACGCUGGCCCGCAAGUUUGGUCCAUACUUCCUGACCGGUACCCUGUGCAUCAUAUGCCACGAUGCCUUCAUGUUCGCCAUCCCACAGGUGCUCAGUCUUCUUCUGGGUUUCAUGAGAGACGAAGACGCCCCGCUGUGGAAAGGCUACUUCUAUGCCACCCUGAUGUUCCUGCUCUCCUGCCUCCAGUCGCUCUUCAACCAUCAGUACAUGUACGCCUGCUUCACCGUGGGGAUGAGGGUGAAGACGGCUGUUAUGGGCUUGGUUUACAGGAAGUCUCUGGUGAUAAACAGCGCUUCCAGGAGGACGUGCACCGUGGGCGAGAUUGUGAAUCUGGUUUCUGCAGACACUCAGAAGCUCAUGGACUUUGUGGUGUACUUCAAUGCUGUCUGGCUGGCUCCUAUUGAGAUUGCUCUUUGUCUCUUCUUCCUCUGGCAGCAUCUGGGCCCGUCGGCUUUGGCAGGAAUUGCCACUGUCAUCCUCAUUUUUCCACUCAACGGAUUCAUUGCAAAGAAAAGGAGCAAGCUGCAGGAGAUCCAGAUGAAGUUCAUGGACGGCCGCAUCAGACUGAUGAACGAGAUCCUGAAUGGAAUAAAGAUCUUGAAGUUUUACGCCUGGGAGAAGGCCUUCCUGGAGCAGGUGUUGGGCUACAGAGAGAAGGAGCUGGAGGCUCUGAAAAAGUCUCAGAUCCUUUAUUCUGUCUCCAUUGCUUCCUUCAACUCCUCCUCUUUCCUGAUUGCCUUCUCAAUGUUUGGAGUCUACGUGACGCUGGACGAAAGAAACGUCCUCGACGCACAGAAGGUCUUUGUCUCCAUGGCGCUGAUCAACAUCCUGAAGACGCCGCUCAGUCAGCUGCCAUUUGCAAUAAGCACAACCAUGCAGGCUGUGGUUUCACUCAGACGUCUGGGGAAGUACCUGUGCUCAGAAGAACUGAAAGUGGACAAUGUCUCAAAGGAUCCAUUGAGUUGUGAUGGGGAAGACGUGGUGAUCGACAACGGCACCUUCAGCUGGUCUGCAGAGGGCCCUCCGUGUCUGAAAAGGAUCAACAUCCGCGUGCCACGAGGUUCCCUCGUUGCUGUAGUGGGACAUGUGGGCAGUGGAAAGUCGUCUCUGUUGUCCGCCAUGCUCGGAGAAACAGAGAAAAGAAACGGUCAAGUCGUUGUCAAGGGCUCCUUGGCUUAUGUGCCACAGCAGGCGUGGAUCCAGAACGCCACGGUCCACGACAACAUCCUUUUUGGCCGUGAAAAGCUGAAAACAUGGUACCACCGUGUGCUGGAAGCCUGUGCUCUGCUGCCAGAUCUGGACAUUCUUCCAGCUGGAGAUUUAACAGAAAUCGGAGAGAAGGGACUGAACCUCUCGGGCGGGCAGAAGCAGAGGGUGAGCCUGGCCAGGGCUGUCUACAGGAAGGCGGAUGUGUACCUGCUGGAUGAUCCGCUGUCUGCCGUUGAUGCGCACGUGGGUCAGCACAUCUUCGACAAAGUCAUUGGACCCAAAGGAGUGCUCAGAGACAAGACCCGCAUCCUGGUGACCCAUGGGAUGAGCUUCCUGCCGCAGGCCGACCACCUUCUCGUCAUGGUAGAUGGAGAAAUCACAGAGAGCGGCUCCUACCAGGAGCUCCUGAGCCGACACGGUGCAUUUGCUGACUUCAUCCACACCUUUGCAAACAACACAGAGCGAAAAGAGAGCGCCAUACAGAGAGCCGGGUCCAGGAGGUCCAACGCUCGCCUCAGCAUGGUCGACUUCAUGCCGUUCUCCAGAGACCUGUCCCAGGAGCAGCUCAUCGGGGGUGACACCACUAAUACCAACCUGCAGAAUAUGGAGCCCGUGUCUGAAACGGACCAGGAACAGAUACCAGAGGACUUGGGCAAGUUGACCGUGGCUGACAAGGCCCACACUGGAAGGGUGAGGUUGGACAUGUACAAGAAGUACUUCAAGACAAUCAGCUUGGCCAUCAUCAUUCCCAUCGUCUUCCUGUACGCCUUCCAGCAGGGCGCCUCACUGGCGUACAGCUACUGGCUCAGCAUGUGGGCCGAUGACCCCAUUGUUAACGGCACCCAGAUCGAUACAGACCUGAAGCUGACUGUGUUUGGGGCUCUGGGCUUCGUACAAGGCAUCUCUAUCUUUGGCACAACCGUUGCCAUCUCGAUCUGCGGCAUCAUCGCCUCUCGCCACCUGCACAUGGACCUGCUGAUCAACGUGCUGCGCUCCCCCAUGUCCUUCUUUGAGUGCACGCCCAGCGGCAACCUGCUCAACCGCUUUGCCAAAGAGAUCGACGCCAUUGACUGCAUGGUGCCCGACGGCUUGAAGAUGAUGCUGAGCUACGUCUUCAAGCUCAUGGAGGUCUGCAUCAUUGUGCUGAUCGCCAUGCCCUUCGCAGCUGUGAUCAUCCUCCCGCUCGCCUUCCUCUACACCUUCGUCCAGAGCUUCUACGUCGCCACAUCCUGUCAGCUGCGCCGGCUGGAAGCUGUGAGCCGCUCGCCAAUUUACACCCACUUCAAUGAGACGGUGCAGGGCGCCGGCGUCAUCCGGGCCUUCGGGGAGCAGUCCAGGUUCAUUCUACAGGCCAACCAGAGGGUCGACUUCAAUCAGACCUCCUACUUCCCCCGAUUCGUGGCCACCCGGUGGCUGGCAGUCAACCUGGAGUUUGUGGGUAAUGGCGUGGUCUUAGCUGCCGCCAUUCUCUCUGUGAUGGGAAAAGGCACACUGAGCCCGGGCAUGGUUGGUUUGGCUGUGUCACACUCCCUCCAGGUGACUGGACUCCUGAGCUGGAUUGUGAGAUCCUGGACCGAUGUGGAAAACAACAUUGUUUCUGUGGAGAGAGUCAGCGAGUACGCAGACACUGCUAAAGAGGCCAGUUGGAGUAUAGAGGGCAGCUCCUUGCCCCAGGCCUGGCCCCAGAACGGCACCAUAGAGUUCCAGGACUACGGACUGCAGUACCGUAAAGGCCUUGAGUUGGCUCUGAAAGGCAUUACCUUGCAUAUUCAUGAAAGAGAGAAGGUUGGAAUUGUGGGUCGAACGGGUGCAGGGAAGUCCUCACUUGCCCUGGGAAUCUUCAGGAUCUUAGAGGCGGCGAAGGGAAAGAUCUUCAUUGAUGGCGUCAACAUCGAAGAAAUCGGACUCCACGACCUCAGAUCCCGCAUUACUAUCAUUCCUCAGGACCCCGUGCUGUUCUCAGGCUCCCUCCGGAUGAACCUUGACCCCUUUGACACCUACACUGAUGAAGAGAUAUGGAGUUCAUUGGAGCUGGCUCACCUCAAAAACUUUAUCUCCAAUCUGCCUGACAAACUCAACCACGAAUGCUCCGAGGGAGGAGAAAACCUCAGUCUGGGUCAGCGCCAGCUCGUGUGCCUGGCAAGAGCCUUGCUGAGGAAAACCAAGAUCCUGGUGUUGGACGAGGCGACAGCUGCUGUGGACCUGGAGACAGACACACUCAUCCAGUCCACAAUCCGCACACAGUUUGAAGACUGCACCGUCCUGACCAUCGCUCACCGCCUGAACACCAUCAUGGACUACACAAGAGUGAUCGUAAUGGACAGAGGCCACAUUUCCGAGAUGGACACUCCAGCCAACCUCAUUGCACAGCGGGGGCAGUUCUAUCGAAUGUGCCGGGAGGCCGGGCUGGUCUAGGUCUCUGCUGGAGCCCCGGUCCUUGGAGCUGGUGAUGUGGCGUGCAGAUGUGGCACCUUACUCCUGUGGCUCUCCAACACGUGUUAAAUCGGGCCAUUCCCAGAUUUAUGGCAGCUCAGAACGCCUCUCCACGAGGGCAUUGUCUACGAAUCCCAAGAGCAGCUGCUGACGCAGUCCCUACAGAAUUUGUUUGUUUUUUGUAACACACACACUCAGACAUGCUGUUGUUAGUCAGGAAAAGACAUUUGUUAACCUCAGAUGAUGAACAUUCAGAAGAAGGCUACAGUCGAUUGUUGAGAGUCGCCAAGCUAUACAUAUUGUACAUAGAGUAGUGGAGUCAGUUUAUUCCAUGAAAUGUUUAAGGCAAAGGCUGGAUCGAAAGAGUACCACAAAUCUUAAGGAUUUUCAGGCUAUAUUAUUUUUAUAGUUUUUGUAAGUUUUUAUAAAGCACAUGGCAUAUUUUUUAUGUUCUCUCAGGCUUAAAUGUUGAUGUUUACUCAUACUUUUUUAGCCUUGUAUACCAAGAAAGAGGCAAUUUUGUUAUUGUUAUUAGAUGGAAACCUAUACUGCCAUCUUGUCCCAGAAGCUGGGAGAGGAAAACACUCUGACACACUAACCUUCUAAAGGUUCAGCCUGGCGAAUGCAAGGGAAAUGAGUUUUCGCAGCGUUCGGGAUCCGAGCUCGAAGCAGCCAAUUGGGAGUUUUUAUAUGUCAGAGAAAAAGAGGACAACACUGAAUUGAGCCAAAGCAUUAGCAACAGUCCAACUAUGUUGUGGCUGUUGCUUAUUUCUGUCAAAGUAAACAUAUAAAAAAGUCAAUAGAGACCGUGCUGGUCAGACUUAACCUGACGCCGGUAGUGAAAAACCACCAUGAAUGAAGAGAAUGCCUCUUCAAAACAAUGGUGAUAAAUCUUUGUGUGAUUAUCUCUCUGCCUCCACCGCACAAAUUCAGGCCGUACGCACAUACACAUGUGCACAGAGUAUAAAAAAACAUCAGUAUGGUUUUAUUGGUGCUGACAUGAUAGACUGUAUAUAGUCCACGUUGAUCUUUAGUCUCGAUUCGAGGAAAGAACCCUAUGAACUUUUCAAAGAGAAGAGGCAUUUGCUGUUUUUGUCUUACUGGUUUAGACAAUAUAUACUAAGAGAAAGCCUAUAGUUUAUUUAUGUCAAACGACAAAAUGUAGUUCCUUAAAAUUCUGAGGAUUGUUUUAUAUUUAUACUUUUUAUAGCAAGCUUGUUCAUUUUUCAUUGACUAUUUUACUGUAAAUGUACUGUUUCAUACAUCAUGCUGGAUAAAUAAAAUGUAUUUGAAUUCA
This is a messenger RNA of Pleuronectes platessa (European plaice), 6284 nucleotides long. RefSeq names its product ATP-binding cassette, sub-family C (CFTR/MRP), member 6a (gene abcc6a). Gene Ontology annotation, cellular component: membrane. The coding region runs from base 434 to 4969 and encodes 1511 amino acids. Gene Ontology annotation, molecular function: ABC-type transporter activity; ATP hydrolysis activity; ATP binding. Gene Ontology annotation, biological process: transmembrane transport. The record is from RefSeq and is a predicted model, not a curated record. The transcript has 31 exons. NCBI's taxonomy places the organism in Eukaryota, Metazoa, Chordata, Actinopteri, Pleuronectiformes, Pleuronectidae.